UUAUUGGCCCGGCCACUGUUGGAGGAAUUCAAGCUGGUGCUUUUAAGAUAGGUGAUACAGCUGGAACAAUUGACAACAUAAUUCAUUGCAAACUUUACAGGCCUGGAUCUGUGGGAUUUGUUUCUAAAUCUGGAGCUUAAAGUGGUGGUGAGAUGGAGUCUGCUCAAGCAAAGAAUCAGGCAGUAAGAGAAGCUGGAGCUGUUGUUCCCACUUCAUAUGAAGCUUUUGAAGCUGCAAUACAGGAAACAUUUGCCAAAUUGGUUGAAGAAGGGAAGGUCCCACCUGUUAAAGAGUUUACUCCUCCUCCAAUCCCUGAGGACCUUAACAUUGCAAUUAGGAGUGGGAAAGUACGUGCUCCAACUAACAUUAUUUCCACCAUCUCUGAUGACAGAGGUAAUUGGUGUUUGUAUAAAUACUGAGUGGAGAUUAUUGAUGGCAAGUAUCUCAGAGGAUACUGGAGAAGAGACUCCAUUACAGGUUCCCACCACAUACCCCAUCCAAAACCAAAAAAACGUUGUUACUUUAGGUGUACAUUAAAGAAAGAUAAGUGUCACAUUUAAACUUUUAACAUAUUUUUAGUGACAUUUAAUAGGUGCGUUUGAAUGGAGUAGCAACUUUUAUUGGCAUAG
Molecule: messenger RNA, 629 nt
Organism: Cajanus cajan (pigeon pea)
Lineage: Eukaryota; Viridiplantae; Streptophyta; Magnoliopsida; Fabales; Fabaceae
Source: RefSeq, a predicted model, not a curated record